Molecule: messenger RNA, 1635 nt
Organism: Ananas comosus (pineapple)
Lineage: Eukaryota; Viridiplantae; Streptophyta; Magnoliopsida; Poales; Bromeliaceae
Product: UDP-glucuronic acid decarboxylase 1-like
Exons: 7
Coding region: 101-1381 (426 amino acids)
Biological process (GO): D-xylose metabolic process
Cellular component (GO): cytoplasm
Molecular function (GO): NAD+ binding; UDP-glucuronate decarboxylase activity
Source: RefSeq, a predicted model, not a curated record
CACCGGAGAAAUAACGGAAUAACGAGAUCACCUGCUCUCCUCCGCAGCCCCCCACAAGACGACCAACGCUCGGAUCAGAUCCCUCCCUCGCCGCGAUCGGAUGAAGCAACUCCACAAGCAACCGAGCCUGCACCACCACCAUGGCCAGAUCCCUUCCCCCUCCCCAGCUCCGGUGACCAAACCCUCGAAGCACCACCACCACCACCACCGCUCCUUCCCCCGCUCCGUCGUCUCCUACCUCCUCCGCGAGCACCGCCUCCUCUUCCUCCUCGCCGGAGCCCUCAUCGCCUCCUCCUUCUUCCUCCUCCACCCCUCCUCCCUCUCCCUCUCCUCCUCCCCGCUCCACCCCUCCUCCCUCGCCCUCCUCCCCUCCUCCUCCAUCCGUGGCGUCGUCCAUGGCGGAGCAGGGGGGCGGAGGAUUCCGGUGGGGCUGCGGAAGCGGCCGAUGCGGAUCGUGGUGACGGGUGGGGCGGGGUUCGUGGGGAGCCACCUCGUGGAUAGGUUGCUGGACAGGGGAGAUAGCGUGAUCGUCGUCGACAACUUCUUCACCGGGAGGAAGGAGAACGUCGUGCACCACUUCGGCAACCACCGAUUCGAGCUCAUCCGCCACGACGUCGUCGACCCCAUCCUCCUCGAGGUCGACCAGAUCUACCACCUCGCCUGCCCCGCCUCCCCCGUCCACUACAAGCAUAACCCCAUCAAGACCAUCAAGACAAAUGUAAUGGGAACCUUGAAUAUGUUGGGCCUAGCAAAGAGGAUUGGAGCCCGAUUCUUGUUGACAAGUACCAGUGAGGUCUACGGUGAUCCACUUGAGCAUCCUCAGAAGGAGACAUAUUGGGGCCAUGUUAAUCCUAUAGGUGUUAGGAGCUGUUAUGAUGAAGGGAAAAGAACAGCGGAAACUUUGACUAUGGAUUACCAUCGCGGCGCUGGUGUUGAGGUGCGAAUUGCACGUAUAUUCAACACAUAUGGGCCUCGCAUGUGCUUGGAUGAUGGCCGUGUAGUUAGCAAUUUUGUUGCACAGGCCUUGCGUAAACAACCUAUGACUGUCUAUGGUGAUGGAAAACAAACUCGAAGUUUCCAAUAUGUUUCAGAUCUGGUUGAUGGGUUAGUAGCGCUGAUGGAAAGCGACCAUAUUGGACCUUUCAAUUUGGGGAAUCCUGGGGAGUUCACCAUGUUGGAGCUUGCCCAAGUGGUGAAAGAGACGAUAGACCCGAGUGCGACGAUCGAGUUCAGACCCAACACUGCAGAUGACCCGCACAUGAGGAAACCUGAUAUAACUAAGGCGAAACAGCUUCUGAACUGGGAGCCGAAGAUUCCAUUACGGCAAGGGCUUCCGUUGAUGAUGUCGGAUUUCCAGAAACGUAUCUUAGAUGAAAAAUGAUGCCGAAGAGUAGAAGGUUCUCAUUGUAUCAUAUGUGGUAAAUUUACUUAAUUUCUUGAUGACCUACGAGUGCCCACAGAUUCAGUUUUUCCUAUUUAGUACUCCUUUCUCCUCUACGUUCUUCAUUGCAAGAGACUUAUUGCGAUAUGUAGGUUUUUUUUUGUCUCUAGAGAUAUUGCAUUUUUUUGUUUCUUUUUUUUUUUCUUUUCUUUUUCGUCUUUUAAUUUCAUUUGGAACCAUGUGUUUUCCCUGUA